Messenger RNA from Hydractinia symbiolongicarpus, 1661 nucleotides. RefSeq names its product serine beta-lactamase-like protein LACTB, mitochondrial. The coding region runs from base 41 to 1489 and encodes 482 amino acids. NCBI's taxonomy places the organism in Eukaryota, Metazoa, Cnidaria, Hydrozoa, Anthoathecata, Hydractiniidae. The record is from RefSeq and is a predicted model, not a curated record. The transcript has 7 exons.
GUUAUCAAAUUUUUUUUAUUUCAGUGCAGGUUAGAAAAACAUGACAUAUGUGUAUCCUGGUUUCAAUAGGAUCUAUAAAGUUUUGGGUGGCAUCAUUGGGGUGUCAUCUGGUUUGCUGACACUGGCAUGGUAUAAGUCAAACAUCAAUGCAGAAGAUAAAAAAGAAACUCACACAGAUGAUAGUAUUGAUUUCUCAUAUGUCAAUUUUGUAAACGAUCACUCAAAAGAUACAGAAAGAAACCACAUAAAAAUAAAUUCUAAAGUAUGUGGUUUAUCAAGUCACAAUGUCGUCUUCAAUAAAAAGUAUAAGAAAAUCGUUCCAAAAAUAUUUAAAAUUUUACAUCAAGCAAAAGAAGAAUUUGGCACACCUGGUAUAAGUUUUGCAAUUUCACGUAAUGGUGAUUUGGUACUUAAAGGUGGAAUUGGAUUGGCUGAUGUUGAAAAUCAUGUUCCGUGCACUAGUGAAACUGUUCUUCGGAUUGCAAGCAUUAGUAAAAGUUUAACAACAUUAGCGAUAGGAAAACUAAUGGAGGAAGGCAAACUUGAUUUAAAUAAACCCGUCCAAGAAUAUGUUCCAAAUUUUCCGUUGAAGACAUUUGAAGGUUCCAAUGUUUCAAUCACAACAUAUGACCUGCUAUCUCAUACUAGUGGAAUCAGAGGCUACUUUGAUGAUAAGGGUGAAGAGUUGAUUGACGAUAAAUUACAACGCAAAAGAAACAUCCGAAAAUCAAAGUACGGUGACAAUUUUUUUGGUUCAGAUGAAAUGUAUAAUAAAAAUUACUAUGAAAAAGUUGCUGAUGGAUUGGCUCUAUUUGAAAACGACCCACUGAUUUUUAAACCUGGCACUGAUUAUGAAUAUUCAUCAAUCGCUUAUACCCUUGUUAGCUGUAUUGUUGAGAAAGCGAGCAAAGUGGAUUACGUGAAGUAUAUGAAAUCAAUUUGUGAUGAGCUUGAAAUGGAUAAUACAAUGGUGGAUUUGAAUGACCCGUUGAUCUAUCACCGUGCUCGAAACUAUAUACGAAAAAAUGGUCGUCUUCAAAAUGUUCCAUAUGUAGACAACUCGUACAAAUGGUGUGGUGGUGGAUUUUUAUCAAAUGUGGAAGACUUGCAGAAGUUUGGAAAUGCAAUGUUAAUAUCAGCUGCUACUGAUAAAGGUUUCUUAAAACCUUCCACGGUGUCAACACUAUGGACACCAUGUCGUGUCACCACCGGAAAAGGGUCUAAAACAUAUCCAGAAUCAUCUUACGCACUUGGUUGGGCUAUUUUGCCGAACAGGGAGAAUCAAAGAAGAGCAGUAUUACACACAGGAGGUGCUAUUGGAUGUAGUAGCGUAUUUAUGCUUUGCGAAGGAGAGAAACUACAACAAAACCAAGACCAGAAACUCGUUCAGCCGAACGGCUCCGUGAUUGCAAUCAUUGUUAAUAUGGAGAGUGUUGGUUUAACAGAGACUGCGCUUAAAAUAGAGAAGUGUCUGCAAGGAGCUAUAUAGUGAUUAAAUCUUCAUUUACUUACUGGAUGGUGAGAGAAACGUUCUUUGGAAUAUUGAAUAUAUAUUUUUUACUUUAGAACUUAUGAACAAUGAGUACAAUGUCAAACUUUCAUUCAACAGUACAUUCAACAGCUUUUUUUAUUUAAAUCAAUAAAUGAACGGCGCUAGUGGA